Messenger RNA from Lingula anatina, 702 nucleotides. Its product is annotated as mdm2-binding protein-like. Gene Ontology annotation, cellular component: kinetochore. The record is from RefSeq and is a predicted model, not a curated record. Gene Ontology annotation, biological process: regulation of protein ubiquitination; protein localization to kinetochore; traversing start control point of mitotic cell cycle. NCBI's taxonomy places the organism in Eukaryota, Metazoa, Brachiopoda, Lingulata, Lingulida, Lingulidae.
AUGGUCAUGAAGACCUUCGUUAGAGCAAAAACUGAGGGGAAGAUACUUUACAACAACGAUGACACCACAGCAGAAAGGAAAGAACAGAAAGCAAAUCGUAUUCGGAGCAGAUAUGUCGGGAACGAAACUGGAUCAACGUGCAAUGUCCAUCAGAGAAGUCAGCCAGUCACCAUAGCUCAACUGACCAAUGCAGCUAAGAGAGAGAAAGAAAGAGACUUGAAGGAGCAAGAAAAGUUAUCAAAUGAUGUUGCCAAGAGAGGGAAAAGAAAGCAAAUUGGGGAAGCUGCUCCUAGUGUGGAUAAAAAUGGCUUGCAGGCAGUUAGACAGUCCGUAAGAAAGAGCAAAGAUGGUGGCGCCUUGGAAGAUCCUGUGCAGAUGUCUGCAAGAAAGAGAAAGAUACUUGUGCCAGUAAAAGCAGCAGAAAGAAAGAAGGCUGUGAAUCAACCAAAGGAUGAAAGAAGAGGAGAUUGUGGUAGAGAUGAGGUAUCAGCACAAUCCAAGAUGUCUGCCAAAGCCCACUCAUCAUCUCAGCCAGCCAGUAGAGAGUCCAGAUCAGAGAGACACAGGAGGAAACUGGAGGAGAUUGUCACGGCCACUCUGGUAGCCAAUGGUAUUACAGCUGACCACUCUCUUUAUACGUCCUGCAAGACACGGCUUUAUAAACUGACCAAGAUGUACGUUAUGGUGAGUACUGACCACUGA